Candida dubliniensis CD36 is the source of this 3153-nucleotide messenger RNA. Its product is annotated as FG-nucleoporin. Gene Ontology annotation, cellular component: nuclear pore; nuclear pore cytoplasmic filaments. Gene Ontology annotation, molecular function: structural constituent of nuclear pore. Gene Ontology annotation, biological process: post-transcriptional tethering of RNA polymerase II gene DNA at nuclear periphery; protein import into nucleus; RNA export from nucleus. Bases 1 to 3153 code for a protein of 1050 amino acids. The transcript has a single exon. The record is from RefSeq and is a predicted model, not a curated record. NCBI's taxonomy places the organism in Eukaryota, Fungi, Ascomycota, Pichiomycetes, Serinales, Debaryomycetaceae.
AUGUUUGGAGGAGGAGCAUCAUCAGGUUUUGGAGGAUUUGGUUCUAACUCAACAACCAACAAUUCGCCGUUUGGAGGUGCAGGUGGUGCCGCUACAACUAAUACUGCGUCAUCACCGUUUGCAUCAGCUAAUACAAACACAACAGGAGGUGGUAUUUUUGGUAGCAAUGUCAAUUCCUCAACAGGGUUUGGAGGAGCCAAUGCAUUUGGUGCUAGCUCGAACACAAACACCACACUGGCAUUUGGAGCUAAUACUGGAGGUGGACUUUUCGGUUCUACGUCAAACGGUACCAGUUCAUCCCCGUUUGGUCAACAACAACAGCAGCAACAACAACCACAGCAAACCACAUCUGCAUUUGGCUCUGGCAAUAAUUCAGGGUCUGUCUUUGGAUCAUCAGCUACUGGAGGUGGUUUAUUUGGGAGUAAACCAGCUACUUCGACAUUUGGUGGUUUUGGAACCACUGCUGCUAAUACAUCUUCACCUUUUGGAGCAUCUACAACAAAUGCUUUUGGCGGUGGAGCAGGUGUUGAUCCAAAUAUCAAUAAUGGUACUGCAGGAAAACAAUUUACUCCAUUCACAGAAAAGGACUCUGCAAACAUGACUAAUGUUUUCCAAAACAUUUGUUGUAUGCCAGAAUAUAAAAAUUUCUCUUUUGAAGAAUUGAGAUUAAAGGAUUAUGAACAAGGAAGAAGAUUUCCACCAGCAGGUGCUACUGCAAGUGCUGGCUUUGGUGGUGCUGCGGGUACCAAUGCUACUGGAGGGGGAUUUGGGUUUGGUACAGGGGCUUCACCUUUUGGAGGUGGCGCUGCUGGAGCAACAAACCCUUCAGGUUCUGCUUUUGGAUCAGCGUUUGGGUCAACUUUUGGCAAUAAGCCAGCUGGUACCUCUCCUUUUGGGGCUGCUUCUACAACAGGGGCAUUUGGAACUACAAAUCAGAACCAGUCACCUUUUGGUUCUAAUACAGCAGGAUCAUUUGGUUCGGGUACAUCCAAUACUUUUGGAGGUGGUGCUAACAGCACUUUUGGUAAACCUGCCACAGGAUUCGGUUCUUCCGGAGGGGUAUUUGGUAGUAACACCAACACUGGGGGUACAGGUGGUGGUUUAUUCGGGUCUGGUGGUAAUGCUUUUGGUGGUCAAAUCUCAUCAGGAUUUGGAACUGCCAAUAACAAUUCCCCAUUUGGCCAGGCUCAAUCAAACAACGCAUUUGGUGGGGCAAGCAAUAAUUCGCCAUUUGGUCAGAGCAACACACAACAACAACAACAACAGCAAUCAGGGGGGUUAUUUGGAAGUGGAACUGGUACUGCAUUUGGUUCAAAUACUGGAGGAUCUACUUUUGGUUCAAACAACACGGGAUUUGGUGCUGGUGGUAAUGCUUUUGGUCAACAAGGAAAUACUGGGUUUGGAGCAAAUAAACCAGCAACUACAGGAUUUGGAUCAUCUACAUCAGGAGGUUUAUUUGGGCAACAAAAUCAACAACAACAACAACAACAACCAGGUGUCACAGGAGGUUUAUUUGGACAGAACCAACAACAAAAUGCUGGAAGUGGAUUGUUUGGUGCUAAACCUGCUGGUGGUUCAAUGUUUGGACAAAGUAAUACCAAUGCAUCCGGCGGAGGUUUGUUUGGUGGUCAACAGAAUACCUCAACUACUGGUGGGGGGUUAUUUGGGUCAAAGCCUGCCACUUCGGGUGGGUUGUUUGGUGGUCAACAACCAGGACAAGCACAACAAGGAGGAGGGUUGUUUGGUCAACAAAGUCAACAAAACACGCCAGAAGGUGGAUUGUUUGGAAACAAGCCGGCUGGAUCAACCACGGCAAAUGGUGGUGGGUUGUUUGGUAAUAAAGCGGCAACUGGGGGUGGAUUGUUUGGUGGUCAACAACAACAACAACAGCAGCAACCGCAACAGUCGCAGUUGGGAGGUGGCUUAUUUGGAGCCAAACCUGGAACAACUGCGCCACAGGGUGGUGGAUUAUUUGGUGGCCAGCAACAAACAACUAAUGUUGGAGGUGGCUUGUUUGGAGGCGGUGCAGCAUCAACAGGUGGAUUAUUUGGAGCAAAGGCAAAUACCAAUGCGACAGCAAAUUCUAAUUUGACAGGAGGAUUAUUUGGAGGCGCGACAACUGUACAACAACAGCCUCAACAAGCACAACAGGCAUUGGCUAGUAUCAGUUCUCAAAAUCCUUAUGGUAACAACCCUCUUUUCCAAUCCAUAACGGGAACAUCAUCACAACAACAGCAGCAGCAGCAACAACAAGCAAAUAAUCUUCCACAGUUUUCAUUAGUUAAAUCUGCAGCACCUAUUAAGAAAGCGGUUACUCUUGGAAGUACUUCACAGAAGGUUACUCCGUUGUUCAAGGUGAGUUCAUUACCAACAAAAACGUCGACUGAAUUGGUAAAGGAUGAUGUAUAUAAGAAUAAGAAAACAGAUGAUUUGUUUUCCGCUGCUACUGACCAGGCAAUUAUAUCUUCUGAUAUUUUUAGACCAAAGGAAAGUUUCAAAAGUUUGGUUUUAGAUAAAUCUAAAGCUUCUAAUGCUUUAUUAACGGGUCUGUCAUCAGGUCCAACAAAGCAGGUAACAUUUGUUUUGGAUAAAUCAGAUUCGAAAGAAUUAUCUGCAUCCACACCAGAACCUUUAGAGAAAACCGAUAAAGAUAAAUUGGAAUUGCAAGCAGAACAAGAAAAACAACAGCAAGAUCAAGUUCAGGAUUCUGAUGUUGACAAAGAUGGAUAUUGGAUGUCACCUUCACUUCUGGAAUUGAAAAAGAAGUCACUUCUUGAAUUAAAAUCUAUCACUAAAUUUAAGAUUGGUAGAAAACAUUAUGGUGAAUUAGAAUUCCUUGAGCCAGUAGAUUUAACUUCUAUUGUCAAUUUAGAUGACAUUGCUGGAAAUUUAGUUACAUUCUCCAACAAAACUUGUGUUGUUUACCCAGAUGAUAACAAGCCUAAACCUGGAGAAGGAUUAAACUUACCGGCACGAAUCACGUUAGAAGGAUGUUAUCCAAUAAAUAAAGCUGAUAAAUUGCCAAUAUUAGAUCCCAAAAGUGAGAUUGUCAAACGUCACAUAGAGAAUUUAAAGACGAUACCAGAGAUGAAAUUUGUUAGUUACGAUCCGACAAAUGGUCAUUGGACAUUUGAAGUGCAGGAAAUGGAUUAA